CGUAGAGUGGACGCGACUUUCAACGAAAUCAAACGUCUCCGGUUGCUUUGCAGACGCGUUGCUUCGUCUUUCCAUUCGGCGUACUGAGUUGAAUCCCAGACGUGUGAAUGUUGAAUCUUCCAUCUGAUCGAACUGAAGCCAAUAUCUUGGAUCUGCUCAUUAUACAUGAACAUAUAGACGCAAACAUUAUUGAUGGAGUUGUUGAAAGAUGAGAAAAAGAUGCUGAGUUGAACCAGUUGGAGUGGAUGGUCUGAGGAGAUCAGUUUCUUACGGAAUUCGAAUGACUUAAUACGCGUAGUUACUAGAGACCGAGUGAUCUCCAUUGUGCUUAUGAAGUGCUCCGGAAUGGUCGCCGGAGACGCCUUGUAGAUUCAUAAAUACGCGAUUUAGCUGGUUAUUGUCGCCGUACUUGGUAGCUGCUUAAUUGAGUGAAAUUAUCGGAUAAUUAGUGUACAGCACGAAUAAGGAAGUGAGAAUAAUGAAGUGGAAUAAGUUAUUGGGAGGCCUGUGGGCCAUGCCUUCGGUGCUCGUGCUUAUAGUGAUUCUGCAAGUGAUUUGUGUAUCAGCGCGAAUGUCGGGCUUCUACAUUGAUAAUGGAGUCGACCAGACAAUCAUGGAGGACGUUUUGGAUGAUGAAAGCAAACAUGCCGUGGAGCAUGAGAUCCUGGAAUUAUUGGGACUACCCGACCGACCGAAACAUAAACACGCUCGCCCUUCACUGAGGAAAUCGGCGCCGCAGUUUAUGAUCGACGUUUACAACAGAUUACUAAAAGAGGAAGGUGAAAAUGAAGGAUUGGGUCGAGUUGAAAGAAGUGCAGACUUUGAGGAGAAUUUAAUAACAGAUGCCGAUCAAAGAGCAAUUGACGACAGCGAUACCAUUAUGACUUUUUUGAACAAAAAUCAUCAUGUUUCUGAAGUCAGACAUGAGCGCGGUAGACGUUUAUGGUUCGACGUUUCCGAAGUUUCAAAAGAUCUUUCUUUAAUGAUGGCCGAAUUAAGAAUUUAUCAAAAUCCUGAAAAGGGUAAAUGGCAAGGGUCCGGCAAAACAUUUGUUAUAACAGCAUACACCAUUACUAAAGCGGAUGGUCAAAAAGAACUAGAAAUUCUCUCUUCAACAAACACCAGUUCGGAUUAUCAAGGAUGGCUUGAACUGAAUGUAACUGGAGGUUUGUCAAAGUGGCUUAUGGGUCCCAACGAGAACAAAGGAUUGUAUAUUGGAGCACAUGCUGUAGAUAGACCUGAGAAAGAAAUCAAAUUGGAUGAUGUAGGUUUGGUUAAUACAAAGGGUGAUGACCAAUACCAACCUUUCAUGGUUGGAUUCUUCAGUGGUCAAGAGCUAGUAAAACCACCAAGAAAAUCGCGCACUAAAAGGAAUGCCCCGAGACGAAAUAGAAAAUCAGAAAUGCGAAAUCCUUUCCAAGAACUGAAAAUGGAUGAAAAUACGAAAAAUUGUCAAAUACGAACGUUAUUUAUUCAUUUUAGGGAUUUGCAAUGGCAGGACUGGAUCGUAGCACCUGAAGGUUACGGAGCAUAUUACUGUAGUGGUGAAUGCAAUUUCCCUUUGAACGCACAUAUGAAUGCAACAAACCAUGCAAUUGUACAGACAUUGGUGCACUUAAUGCAACCAACUAAAGUGCCGAAACCGUGCUGUGCCCCUACAGCGUUAAGUCCAAUAUCGGUUUUAUAUUAUUUGGAAGAGGACAACGUAGUAUUAAAAAAGUAUAGAUAUAUGGUAGUGAAAAGUUGUGGCUGUCAUUAAUUUUAAGAGAAUAUUUUACAAAAUAAAAUGCUUUGCAUGAAUCUGAAUG
Molecule: messenger RNA, 1808 nt
Organism: Hermetia illucens (black soldier fly)
Lineage: Eukaryota; Metazoa; Arthropoda; Insecta; Diptera; Stratiomyidae
Gene: gbb
Product: protein 60A
Exons: 5
Coding region: 479-1759 (426 amino acids)
Biological process (GO): SMAD protein signal transduction; BMP signaling pathway
Cellular component (GO): extracellular region
Molecular function (GO): cytokine activity; growth factor activity
Source: RefSeq, a predicted model, not a curated record